GCCUGUUUCUUUUCUGCCUUGUCUUCAUUUCAAACCAAACCUCCCUCAACAAACAUCUCUCCCUCUCUCUAACAACUCAUCUGUUUCUCUCUCUAAAACUCACUGAGUCACCGGCGACCACCAAUUCUCGCCGGGAUUUUCACUCUUUUUUCUUCCGGAUUCCAAAUUAUGUCUUAACAAAAGUAUAUUCUGUUUCUUUCCUUUUUGUUGUUUCUUUCCCUUAAUUUGUAUCUCUCUCUCUCUCUUCAUUCCAAAAAGCUUGUGCUGGCAAAUAGAAAAGAAAAAUGAGUCUCUUGUAGAUCACAAAAUUGAAAUUUCAUUUUCUCUUUCUCAUUCUCUCUCUCUUCGAUCCUUCUUAUUUAAUUGUGUAUUUCUUCCUCUUCUUCUUCUUUUCUCCUCGUAAUAUUCACAAUUCUCGGGGAGAGAGGGAAAGAGAGGGAAAUUGGAGAUGAUGAAGGUGGUUUAGCUUUUUGUUUUUCUGGAAAGAAGAAAGGGCAAGCAAUGAGCAGCGGACAGAGCCAACAAUUUUGAUAGUAAAAGAGAUUUUUGAUGAGAGUUUCUGGGUGUCUCUAAAGCUGCACCAUGCCGUUUGAAGUUAUGGAUCAUAGGGGUAGUACUGCUGCAUCCUCCCACUAUUUCGAUGACAUCCAUUUUCCUGCUGAGAGACAAAUUGGGUUUUGGAAGCCUAAUGUAAUGCCCGAUCACCAAGUUGGAACGGAUGGAAAGAUACCUAUUCCCAGCGGCAACUGUGUAGCUUCUUUUCCUUUGGAAAAAAUUUCACCAGGUGGACCAAUUCUAAUGCAUCAUGCGGAGGUAUCACGGUCAAUUCUAGCCAGAGAUCAAAAAGAGAAGUCACUCAUUAGUGAAGUAAGUGCUAAUACAUCCAAGCAUGCAUGGAGUUCCAUGGAUCAUCAUCCAAAAUCCUGGUCAAGUUUGUCAAUGCAACCUGCAUCCUAUAGUACAGGGAGAAGUAGGGUUGAUAUCAGUGGGACCCAGUGGGAAAGCAGUCUCUUCUCGAGCUCAUUUUCUGAAAUAUUUAGUAGAAAGUUGAGGCCAUCAAGAAAUGACAUUCAAUCUCAUCAACCUGCUAAGACCAUCACUUCUUCCCAUGAGGAAGAAGAACCUUUUGAAUCACUUGAAGAACUUGAGGCGAAAACUAUAGGAAAUCUCCUCCCCACUGAAGAUAACCUGUUUUCUGGAGUGACUACUGAAUUUGGGCGUGAUGCUCAGAUCAAUAACUUGGAUGAUCUGGAAGAUUUUGACCUGUUCGGCAGUGGUGGAGGCAUGGAAUUAGAAGGGGAUGUGGCCCGAGGAAAUUCUGGUCUCCUCAGGGGAGUUUCCAAUGGUCAAGGGGACUCUAAUGGUUCAAUUGUUGUUGGGCAUCCUUCUAGAACACUUUUUGUCAGAAACAUCAAUAGCAACGUUGAAGUUUCUGAAUUGAAGGCUCUUUUUGAGCAAUAUGGAGAUAUUCGAACUCUCUAUACAGCCUGCAAGCACCGUGGCUUUGUGAUGAUUUCUUAUUAUGAUAUAAGAGCAGCUCGAAAUGCAAUGAGUGCACUUCAAAAUAAGCCAUUGAAGCAUAGGAAUCUUGACAUACAUUAUUCAAUUCCAAAAGACAAUCCAUCAGAGAAAGAUAUGAACCAGGGCACUCUAGUGGUCUUUAACCUUGAUUCUUCUGUUACAAUUGACGAGCUUCGUCAAAUAUUUAGUGUUUAUGGGGAGAUUAAAGAGAUCCGUGAAUCCCCACAUAAGCAUCAUCACAAAUUCGUAGAGUACUAUGACAUUAGGGCCGCAGAAGCAGCCCUUUCUGCGCUAAAUAGGAGUGACGUUGCUGGCAAGCAGAUCAAGAUUGAAUCAAGUCACCCAGGGGGCACUAGAAGCUUGAUGCAACAGCCUGAGCAUGAGCAAGCUGAACGUAAUCUUUUACAGAGCCCCUUUAACGACUUAUCAUCUGGACCAUCGGCCACAUUUUCUCCUGGAGUAUCAGCAUCUAGCUACAUGGCUAAUGGAUCUUCUCAGGUUUUACAUUCUGCUAUCCCAUCACAGCUGGGUGCAUUCGCUGAACUUCACAGGAGUUCUAGUGUUUCAAACAACUUACCAUCUCCAGUGACAGCAAGUGCUGCUAAACAAUUCUCCAUAGAUGAAAUGAAGUUUGGCAACAAAUGUAUUCCAAGCAUUCAUCCUCAUUCCUUGCCAGAGUACCAUGAUAGUUUUGCCAAUACUAUUCCAUACAACUCUCCAAGCACUAUCAGAGACAUGCCCAGCAGUUUCACUUCCAAAGUGACAGAAGGAAUUAACAGCUUACAUAUUCGAGGGGUAGGGUCAAACGGGCACAUGAUGGAGCUUAAUGGAGGGGUUUUUGGAUCUCCUGGAACUGGAAGCUGCACUCUUCCUGGGCAUCAUUAUGUAUGGAAGAAUUCCAAGUCAGGUCAACAACAUCCUUCAAAUGCCAUGAUUUGGUCAAAUUCACCAUCAUUUGCCAACGGUGUUCACACUCAUCAUGUUCCACACAUGCCUGGAUUCCCUAGAGGACAUACAGUUAUGCUGAACUCUGCACCUGCACCCCAUCACAUUGGAUCUGCACCAGCUGUCAAUCCUUCUCUAUGGGAUAGGCGGCACACAUUUUCUGGGGAGUCUCCUGAAGCUUCUAGUUUUCACUUGGGUGCUCUUCGGAGUGUGGGUUUUCCUGGUAGCUCUCCACCACAUCCAAUGGAAAUUGCCUCCCACAACAUUUUCUCUCAUGGUGGAAGUUGUAUGGACAUGACUAAAGCCACUGGCCUACCCACUUCUCCGCAGAUGUGCCAAAUGUUCCCUGGGAGGAACCCAAUGAUUUCAAUGCCAGCCUCUUUUGGUUCUCCUAAUGAGCGCGUGCGAAACUUCUCACAUCGUAGAAUUGAAUCGAAUUCGAAUCAUUCAGAUAAGAAACAAUAUGAACUUGACGUUGACUGCAUACUGCGUGGCGAUGACAACCGAACCACAUUGAUGAUAAAGAACAUUCCAAACAAAUAUACUUCAAAGAUGCUUCUGGCUGCGAUUGAUGAGCAGUGUCGAGGAACCUAUGAUUUUAUUUACUUGCCAAUUGACUUCAAGAAUAAAUGCAAUGUGGGCUAUGCAUUCAUCAAUAUGAUUGAUCCUCAACAGAUCAUUCCAUUCCAUAAGGCAUUCAAUGGAAAAAAGUGGGAGAAGUUCAACAGCGAGAAAGUGGCAUCUCUUGCAUAUGCUCGUAUUCAGGGAAAAACUGCUCUUAUUGCGCAUUUCCAGAAUUCAAGCUUGAUGAAUGAGGAUAAACGCUGUCGUCCUAUACUAUUUCAUUCUGAUGGUCCCAAUGCUGGUGAUCCGGAACCAUUCCCCAUGGGCACUCAUAUUCGAUCAAGGUUGGGUAAACCUCGAUCUAGUGGCAAUGAGGAGAACCACCAUAGUGGGAGCCCUUCCACUUUGGCUAAUGGAGAGGACUCUCCAAAUGGAAUACACUCUCCAUCCGGUUCCGAUUGAGUAGUUUUCUUUGCCAUACUAACUCCAACCCUGUAUGGGUGCAAAAUGUCGUAUCCACCCCAGUUCUGUAUAUUAGGGGUGACCUGACAAGUGACAACUCCCUUUUUGGCUAUAGAGACUCCAUUUACCAAGUUCUGAAUGCCAGAGUGUAUCUUCAGAAUCAAGUGGGUUCAGAAUUUUCUUUGUUCCCACACAAAUUUACCCAUCUAGCCUAAUUAUGAUUUUAGAGAGUGGCUUAACAAAGGCUUCAAAUUUCAGAUAUUUGAAUCAAACAAUUUCAAUGUACAGAAGCUCUCUAUCUGUGCAGGAGAGGAGGGAUUUUCCCUGUUUUUUUCAGUUUUGUAUCUCUGCAAUUUCAUUUUUCCUUGUAUGUUUUGGGGUUCCCUGUUGGUUCUGUUUCUUGUUCUAAUCCCUAGGUCUGGCAUGAUUGCUCAAGGAGAGUUAUCGCACGCUAAUGCAUCCUCCUGAUUGUAGAAAUUUUUGAAGUCCUCAGAAUGCUAUUAAUAACAAUACUAUUUAUUUGUCA
Messenger RNA from Populus nigra (black poplar), 4018 nucleotides. RefSeq names its product protein MEI2-like 1. Bases 583 to 3492 code for a protein of 969 amino acids. Gene Ontology annotation, molecular function: RNA binding. NCBI's taxonomy places the organism in Eukaryota, Viridiplantae, Streptophyta, Magnoliopsida, Malpighiales, Salicaceae. The transcript is spliced from 15 exons. The record is from RefSeq and is a predicted model, not a curated record.